Penicillium nucicola is the source of this 1722-nucleotide messenger RNA. RefSeq names its product double-strand break repair enhancer MSC1 (gene ish1). The record is from RefSeq and is a predicted model, not a curated record. The transcript is spliced from 5 exons. NCBI's taxonomy places the organism in Eukaryota, Fungi, Ascomycota, Eurotiomycetes, Eurotiales, Aspergillaceae. Bases 1 to 1722 code for a protein of 573 amino acids.
AUGAAUCAUGCAUCCAGCCAAGGCAAAUUCCCCAACUACGUCACUGCGCAAUCAUCCUUGGUCCUUACUUGCUUUGCGCUGUUCACGCAUUUCUUACUUCUCCUGCUAAGUUCUCUUCGUUAUUCUUUCUCUUACAACAUCCAUUCUAUUGAAUUUGAAAACGAAGCCAAGAUGAAGCUGAAUUUGGCCACUGGCCUACUGGUUUUCCUUGCGUCCACUGAAGUCGUGGCAGCUUCUAGCUGGUGGAGUAAGGCUGUCUACAACAAAUGGCACGAAACUGAGCUUGAGCGAUGGCUAUCCGAUCAUGAUAUUCCUCACCCUAGUCCUGCCGACCGCAGAGAUCUAGAGAACCUGGUCAAAACCAACUGGGAUACCAGAGUGCAGAAGCCUCUGGGAGCAGUGGCCGACCAAAUCAACGAACAAGCUCACCAUGCAAAGGGGUGGGUUUUUGACACUUGGUCCGACUCCCAGUUGAAGACAUUCCUUGAUCGCCAUGGCAUUCCAGCUCCCCAGCCCCGCAAGCGCGAUGUGCUGAUCAAGAGUGCGCGUGAGAACUAUGAAGCCAUUGCCAAGAAAGUUGGUGAAACCACCUCUUACCCUGGAGACUGGCUAUACGAGACAUGGUCCGAGUCCGAUCUCAAGGGAUGGCUUGACGAGCGUGGAUGGCCCGCUCCUCAGCCGUCAACUCGUGACAAGCUCAUUGCCUCAGUGCGCCGUAAUUCUCGCAUCGUCAGCUUGCAGGCACAGAGCAUCGCUGCAUCUGCAUCUGCAUCUGCCGAAGCCGCUACACAGUCUUUGAGUGAUGAGCUUUUCAAUGCGUGGUCUGAUUCGAAGCUGAAAGAGUUCCUUGACGAACACAAUGUCAAGGUUCCCCAGGGAUCCAAGCGCAAUGAACUCGUCGCCCUCGCCCGCAAGAACCGUGCGUACCUUGUUGGAAAGGCCUCCAGCGCUGCCUCCAGUGCUUCUAGUGCUGCCGAGGAUGCGUUUGGUGCUGCGACCACCAAGGCUGGAAACCAGUAUGCGCGCGCUACCGAUGACGUCAGAAUGAAGGCCGAGGACGAGUUCAACGCUGCACUGAAAGGCUGGUCUGACUCCCGCCUCAAGGCAUUCCUUGAUGCUCGGAGUGUUCCUGUCCCUCAGAACGGCAAACGUGAUGAGCUAGUUGCUGCUGUGCGCGCCAACGCCCACAAGGCUGCUGGUGGAUGGAACCAAUACAACUUUGAUACUUGGGACAAGGAGCACCUGUUGAAAUACCUGUCUGCUAUGAACAGCAAGGCUGCUAAGAAAGCCGAUGCCUCCCGCGAGGAGCUAAUCAAGAAUGCUCAGGACUCCUACGCCAAGGCUUCCAAGGCUGGUGGUGAGCAGUACGCCUCUGCGUCUGCCUCUCUCGCCCAGGCCACUGGUUCAGUCAAGGACGCUACCUUUGACCAGUGGUCACAAUCCGAGCUCAAGAGAUAUCUUGACUCGUACGGCCUUCCCGUCUACCAGGGCUCAAACAUUAAUGAGCUCCGUGCUGCAGCCCGUCGCAAUGCCCAGUACUUCAAGUACGGCACCACGAACCCUCAGGACACUCUCUACGCCAAGCUCGUGGAUACUUUGCAGUGGGCUUUGGAACAACUGAAAAUCGGUGCUUCUAGCGGCCGCGCCCAAGGCCAAGAAGCUGCCGAAAAGACGCAGGAGAAGGUCUCCGAGAAGGCCCAAAAGCUGCGUUCGGAGCUGUAA